Molecule: messenger RNA, 1034 nt
Organism: Phycodurus eques (leafy seadragon)
Lineage: Eukaryota; Metazoa; Chordata; Actinopteri; Syngnathiformes; Syngnathidae
Gene: rpl8
Product: ribosomal protein L8
Exons: 6
Coding region: 113-886 (257 amino acids)
Biological process (GO): cytoplasmic translation
Cellular component (GO): ribosome; cytosolic large ribosomal subunit
Molecular function (GO): structural constituent of ribosome; RNA binding
Source: RefSeq, a predicted model, not a curated record
CUGCGGGAAGGUGCCUACAUUUCCCACAAGCCCCCUUCGCCGAUUCCUCCGGAAGAAAACCUCGGCUCGGGCUCGCCACUUCCUCUUUCCGUCGACGGAGUUCAGUUCCACGAUGGGACGCGUGAUCAGGGGACAGCGAAAGGGCGCCGGCUCCGUGUUUAAAGCCCACGUCAAGCACAGGAAAGGUGCCGCUAAACUCCGCCACAUUGACUUCGCCGAACGCCACGGCUACAUCAAGGGGAUCGUCAAGGAUAUCAUCCACGACCCCGGCCGCGGGGCCCCUCUGGCCAAGGUGGCCUUCCGCGACCCGUACCGCUUCAAGAAGAGGACCGAGCUGUUCAUCGCCGCCGAAGGCAUCCACACGGGCCAGUUCAUCUACUGCGGCAAGAAGGCUCAGCUGAACAUCGGCAACGUCCUUCCCGUGGGCACCAUGCCCGAGGGCACCAUCAUCUGCUGCCUGGAGGAGAAGCCCGGCGACAGGGGCAAGCUGGCGCGCGCCUCCGGAAACUACGCCACCGUCAUCUCGCACAACCCGGAGACCAAGAAGUCCCGAGUCAAGCUGCCGUCGGGCUCAAAGAAGGUCAUCUCCUCGGCCAACAGAGCCGUCGUCGGUGUGGUCGCUGGCGGCGGUCGAAUCGACAAGCCCAUCCUGAAGGCGGGUCGCGCCUACCACAAGUACAAGGCCAAGAGGAACUGCUGGCCUCGCGUCCGCGGCGUGGCCAUGAACCCCGUCGAGCAUCCCUUCGGCGGCGGCAACCAUCAGCACAUCGGCAAGCCCUCCACCAUCAGGAGGGACGCGCCCGCCGGUCGCAAGGUCGGUCUUAUCGCUGCCCGUCGUACCGGCAGGCUGCGCGGAACCAAGACCGUCCAGGAGAAGGAGAACUGAGUCGGACCGCGCUCGAAAUAAAACAAAAAGUGUUCCAAAACAAAGUUUUCUGUUUUUGUCCGUUUGCGUACACUUCAACUAGGAUUUCCUCGACCGGUGCUUUGUGUAACACGCGUGGAAGUCAAUAAAGCAACCUUUUGCAAAAGUU